Gekko japonicus is the source of this 1053-nucleotide messenger RNA. RefSeq names its product gastrula zinc finger protein XlCGF17.1-like. Lineage: Eukaryota; Metazoa; Chordata; Lepidosauria; Squamata; Gekkonidae. Gene Ontology annotation, cellular component: transcription regulator complex; PcG protein complex. Gene Ontology annotation, biological process: regulation of transcription by RNA polymerase II. Gene Ontology annotation, molecular function: DNA-binding transcription factor activity, RNA polymerase II-specific; RNA polymerase II cis-regulatory region sequence-specific DNA binding. The coding region runs from base 1 to 945 and encodes 314 amino acids. The record is from RefSeq and is a predicted model, not a curated record. The transcript has 3 exons.
AUGGUGGAGACAGACAACAGCCUUGCAUCUGAAGAAAGACUGGAGAGUUCCUUAAGAGGAUCUCAAGAGAGGAUUUCUUUCCCAACAGAGGACGAUCAGAGGAAUGAGGAGGGCGAGGAACUUCAGCUGCAAUUGACAGAUAACGUUAAUAAUGAAGACUUGAAAGGAAGCAUCUGGACUCGAGGGAGCCCUAAGAGAAAGCAAGUACACCAAAGAACCCACUCAAGGAAAAAAACUUUGGAAUACUCAGAGUGUGGAAAGCGAUUCCGUCAGAAUCGCAGUCUCCAAUAUCAUCAAAGAACUCACACAGGGGAGAAACCAUUCCAAUGUUCAGAGUGUGGAAAGAGAUUCUGUCAGAAUGCAAGUCUUCAAUAUCAUCGAAGAGCCCACACAGGGGAGAAACCAUUCGAAUGUUCAGAGUGUGGAAAGAGAUUCAGUCAGAAAGCAAGUCUUCAAUAUCAUCGAAGAACACACACAGGGGAGAAACCUUUUGAAUGUUCAGAGUGUGGAAAGAGAUUCAGUCGGAAUAGUAAUCUUCAAGGGCAUAAAAUAACCCACACAAGGGAGAAACCUUUUGAAUGCUCAGAGUGUGGAAAGAGAUUCAGUACAAAUUGCUAUCUUCGACUUCACCAAAGAUCCCACACAGGGGACAAACCUUUUCAAUGCAUAGAGUGUGGGAAGAGAUUCAGUCGGAGUUGUGGUCUUCAAAGGCAUAAAAGAACUCACACAGGGGAGAAACCUUAUGAAUGCUCAGUGUGUGGAAAGAGAUUCAGUUGCAGUAGCAAUCUUCGAGACCAUAAAAGAACUCACACAGGGGAGAAACCUUUUGAAUGCUCAGAGUGUGGAAAGAGGUUCACUCAGAGUGGUGCUCUUCAACAGCAUAAAAGAACCCACAAAGGGAGAAACUUUUUGAUUGCUCCGAGUCCGGAAAGAGAUUCAAGUUGAGUGGGUAUCUUCAAAAGCAUGUGAUGACCCACACAUGGAAGAUCCAUUUUGAACGCUCAGGGUGUGGGAAGAGAUCCAGUCACAGUGGCACUAAUAAAAAGCAUCAAA